Molecule: messenger RNA, 195 nt
Organism: Gaeumannomyces tritici R3-111a-1
Lineage: Eukaryota; Fungi; Ascomycota; Sordariomycetes; Magnaporthales; Magnaporthaceae
Exons: 2
Coding region: 1-195 (64 amino acids)
Source: RefSeq, a predicted model, not a curated record
AUGCUUGCUUUGCCUUUCUGCCUCUUUCUUCGCUCGCUUUGCCUCUUGCUUGGCACUGUCCAGUUCCUUCUCGUUGCUUGUCCAAUCUCUUGCCUCGAUUGCUCCGCCUUUUACGUGUUGGUUGGUCGGGAUUUCCAAGCGAGUAAGGUCCUACGCGCCCGCUUUUGCGUCAGUGGACGGCAAGCCUUAUUUUAG